Molecule: messenger RNA, 1338 nt
Organism: Miscanthus lutarioriparius
Lineage: Eukaryota; Viridiplantae; Streptophyta; Magnoliopsida; Poales; Poaceae
Source: the annotation of a GenBank genome assembly
AUGCGGAUGGGGAAGUACGAGAUGGGGCGGACGCUCGGGGAGGGCCACUUCGGCAAGGUGAAGCUGGCGCGGGACGCGGACACGGGCCGGACCUUCGCCAUCAAGAUCCUCGACCGCCAGCGCAUCCUCGCCAUGAAGAUCAACGAGCAGAUCAAGAGGGAGAUCGCGACGCUGAAGCUGCUCAAGCACCCCAACGUCGUCCGCCUGUACGAGGUUUCAGCAAGCAAGACCAAAAUAUACAUGGUCCUUGAGUAUGUAAAUGGAGGAGAGCUAUUUGACAAAAUUGCAUUGAAGGGUAAGCUGACAGAGAAGGAAGCGAGAAAACUAUUCCAGCAGCUAAUAGAUGCCGUAGCAUAUUGCCACGAGAAGGGGGUUUAUCAUAGGGACCUCAAGCCAGAGAAUGUCCUUGUUGAUGCAAAAGGAAACAUAAAGGUUUCUGAUUUCGGACUAAGUGCACUUCCACGAAACCAACGAAAAGAUGGUUUGUUGCAUACCACAUGUGGCAGCCCUAACUACAUAGCCCCUGAGGUCCUUCUGAACAAAGGUUAUGAUGGCUCGAUGUCUGACAUAUGGUCCUGUGGUGUUAUUCUAUAUGUAAUGCUUACAGGGAAUCUUCCAUUUGACGACCAAAAUGUGGUUGUCCUUUAUCAGAAGAUUCUGAAGGGGAAUGCUCACAUUCCAAAGUGGCUCUCUAAAGGUGCCCAAGAUAUACUGAGAAAAAUCCUGGAUCCUAACCCGAUUACGCGCAUAGAUGUGGAUGGAAUAAGGGCACAUGAAUGGUUCAAGCAAGGCUAUGCUCCUGCUGUGCCAUUUAAUGAUGAUGAAGAAGAUAUCAGCAUGGAUGUAGACAGCCUAAAUAUGACCGAGCAUAAUGGCAUUCAAGACAAGAUAGCAAUCAACCAAAUGAAUGCUUUCCAGCUCAUUGGGAUGUCCUCCUGCCUUGAUUUAUCCGGAUUUUUUGAGAAAGAGGAUGCUUCUGAAAGGAAAAUCAGAUUUGCAUCAAAUUAUUCCCCAGCUUAUUUAUUUGAGAAGAUUGAGAGCAUUGUCAGAAAAAUGGGUUUCCAAGUACAUAAGAGCAACGGCAAGCUAAAAGUGAUCCAAGAUUGCAAGGGACUAGCAAAUUCAAGAGGGCAAGAAUCAUUAUUAAUUUCUGCUGAGGUGUUUGAGAUCAAUGAAUCUCUUUAUGUUGUCGAACUAAAGAAGUCAUCUGGAGACUGCUCCCUGUACAGAAAGUUGUGUGAGACGCUCUCAGAGGACUUGGGGACAUGCAAAAGCCAGCAAUUUUUAAAGCAGGAUUCUAUCAGACAAGAGAUAGGUAGAUACAAUAGUAGCUUUUAA